AUGGAAAGUCAUAUUCAGGCUUGCCCGGCGCAGUCUCAGAUCUCGGUCCUGGAUGUCGGCAGCACUGGCUCACAGUUCAACGACCUCAUCUGGGUCGACCCUAAUCUGAAGAUGGAGCAGCCGCAGUUCGCCUACUCGCAUCCAUGCCAUGUCAAGAUCCCGCCGUGGACCGGGGCGAAUGGUACCUCAUGGCCGGCCGUUAUCUUCAUCGCGCCCGACGGAUGA
Messenger RNA from Colletotrichum spaethianum, 225 nucleotides. RefSeq lists its product as uncharacterized. The coding region runs from base 1 to 225 and encodes 74 amino acids. Lineage: Eukaryota; Fungi; Ascomycota; Sordariomycetes; Glomerellales; Glomerellaceae. The record is from RefSeq and is a predicted model, not a curated record. The transcript has 2 exons.